Messenger RNA from Naegleria gruberi, 486 nucleotides. RefSeq lists its product as uncharacterized. Bases 1 to 483 code for a protein of 160 amino acids. The transcript has a single exon. Lineage: Eukaryota; Heterolobosea; Eutetramitea; Acrasida; Naegleriidae. The record is from RefSeq and is a predicted model, not a curated record.
AUGGGAAAUAAGCAUGUUAACUGCCAUCAUGAGGAAUCGAAUGAACAGAUUUCCAAUCUGAUGAAACAUUAUGGACACUAUUCGAUAGAACAGAAUGGUGGCAUUUCAGAUUCGAAUAGUGCCGACGAAAUCAGUUCGAAUCUCAUCGUGAAACAUCACUCUUUACUAAUAGACGAAAUUGAAAGAAGUAACCCAACCCUGUGGCGACACUACACUGUACAAUAUUACAUCAAAACUAGAUUUGAUGCCAACACAUCAUCACUUGACACUUUCCUCAAUCAAAUGUCAAAAUCAACCCUCAAAGAAAUAGAGAGAGAAUUCAAGACAGCUCUUCUCCAACAUAGAUUAUCCAAAUAUCAUUUUCCUAACCAUCCAAACCAUGAAGAAAAGAAUGACGCCUUACAUGUCACUUUUAUUGAAGAUUUCUUUGAUUCGACAUUUCCAUCACAUGCUCAUUCAAUAAAACAAAAACACAAACUUUGAUGC